AUGAUGUCGUGGCCAAAACUUGAAGCACUUCUUGACAAGUCCUUCCCUUAUAUUGGCUUUGAAGAGCUCAAAUCAAUACCUAUGAAGGUGAUGCAGUUGAUGCAAGAUGUGCCAUUUAGAUUCUUGAAGAAGUUGUCAGAGACACCGGAACUGUAUGAACAGUGUCCACUGGAGGUCAAGCGUCAAAUAUGGUUGAUCAAUGAACAGUUGUUUAGAGAGAAGCUGCUACCUCUCAUGCAUCAGUAUGUUGAAGAUCCAUACCUGCUACAAGAUCUCAACGAGCUGCUCGUUGAAACACUACUCCUGCCGUCAAAGAGACGUGAGGGCAAUGCUGUGCUGCAGGAGAUUGCCGAGUUAGUUGGCAAAUCAUUCCAACUCUAUACAAUGGCCGUGGACUACAUCAAGGAGCUUUAUCAACACAGUGGAAACCCGGCAUUCUGCACACUUCGCGCCGACCUUUUGAUGUGGCUGCACGAUGCCAACUUGGCCAUCGUCUACGAUCAAGACUGUGUGCACAGUUUUGCUUGGUGCGUCGAUGCCUGUAUGCGUGAGGAUACCGUGGACACACGACGUGUACGCGAGAUACAAUCAUACUUUGCUUCGCUGGCACCUGGCAAGAUGCUCUCCGACGUGGCCAUGGUCUUUGCCAAUCCAUUCGCCACACACUGUCUUGUUCGAAACGUUCUUAGACAUCUGGUCAAUGUGGUCCAGAAGAAGCAGAUACCCAAGGACGACGAGAACAUCAAGUACAUCACAUUGCUGAUCACACUAUCGUACAAGGCACACAUGAUGCUUCGCGAUGAGCACUAUGUCAUGCCACACAUCAAGAAGCCAGUCAUGGCCAGCUUCUAUCCAAUACUUGCCAGUCAGAUACUCGACGACUUAUCCAGACAGGGCACCGACCAGCCCACCGAUACUGAAGAGGAGGUCGAUGCCAAUCUGACCACACUCUUCAACAAGAACUCUGUAUGCCAGAAGAUUAUGUGUGGCUACAUUGCAAAGAGAGUCAAUGAGCGUGAUACGACAACCGUGGACAAGUACCUAAAGUUCAUCUCGGCCCAGGCCCCACACGUUGCCACGGCCGACCACUCAUUCAUUCAAUCGUUGGUGACGCAGGUGCUGUGUGUCAAGGAUGCCAAGAUGUCAACCGUGGUCAUCGAGGACUUUUUGCUCAAAUACAAGCAUCUCCCAUUUGUACAGAAGCAACUGCUGCGCUACCUUCAAGAGAGCCAGGCACGAAUGAGUCAGCGAGACCUGCAGACAUUCACUCAGCGACUGUUCACAUUCACCGAUGGCCAAGCAUUUGUAAAUGACAAUUCAAAGUUGAACGAGGAUAUACUGAUGAUGUCCAAGUCAAUCCUAGAGAAGGCUGGUCCCAGGCUCAACGAAAAGGUGUUGCCAUUGUUGUUGGACUUUAUCAAUUCUCUACAACAACUGCAACACACUCAACAACAGCAGCAGCAUCAGAACCCUCAGAUGAAGCAUAAGGUCUCGACAGAGUCAUCACCAUCGAUGCAGGAGGAGCACAUUGAUAUUGGAGAGGCGCCAACAUCAACUACACCGGGCAACACUGAUUCUCCAAAUGAGGACGUCAACAUUCUCGACGACUCCCCGCCUCGCGAGCCACUACAAUCCAGCGAGCAACAAUCACAGACAUCCAUUGUUGAAGAUGAACCAAUGGUGGAGGAAUAG
Acytostelium subglobosum LB1 is the source of this 1692-nucleotide messenger RNA. RefSeq lists its product as hypothetical. The transcript has 2 exons. Gene Ontology annotation, biological process: negative regulation of transcription elongation by RNA polymerase II. The coding region runs from base 1 to 1692 and encodes 563 amino acids. Gene Ontology annotation, cellular component: NELF complex; nucleus. The record is from RefSeq and is a predicted model, not a curated record. Lineage: Eukaryota; Evosea; Eumycetozoa; Acytosteliales; Acytosteliaceae.